AUGCGUAUUCAAAUGAAAAGAUCGAUCAACUUCUACUUCAGACAUGUAUCGUUAACAAUUAAUAAAAUUGUAGUUUUUUUAGUACAUGGUCAACUCAUAUGCAAUCAAUGUACUGUUUUUAAUACGACAGAAAGAGAUGAUUGGUUGAAGCAUGUACGAAAAUAUCAUUACUCGGAAUUCGUCCGUUUAGUCCGGGAGAGAGAAGGUUGUCAAAAGGCUCUUAAUGAUCAACCACUUGCCAAUAUAUCAGAUAAUGAAGAUGAUGAUGAUGAUGAUGAUGGUGAUGAAACUGCUAAUACUGGUACACCACGUUUUGAAUUUGAUGCUUUAACAGCUAGUACAGAUUCACGUCGUCUUGCUUCUCAACGACGAUUUCAACCAGGUCAUCCAGCAUCGGGUACAAUUUCACGUGAUUUUAUUUCUUAA
Messenger RNA from Rotaria sp. Silwood2, 426 nucleotides. The record is from the annotation of a GenBank genome assembly. NCBI's taxonomy places the organism in Eukaryota, Metazoa, Rotifera, Eurotatoria, Philodinida, Philodinidae.